This is a messenger RNA of Solanum tuberosum (potato), 558 nucleotides long. Its product is annotated as glucan endo-1,3-beta-glucosidase-like protein 3-like. NCBI's taxonomy places the organism in Eukaryota, Viridiplantae, Streptophyta, Magnoliopsida, Solanales, Solanaceae. The record is from RefSeq and is marked provisional. Bases 1 to 558 code for a protein of 185 amino acids. The transcript is spliced from 4 exons.
AUGUCUGCUUUUGUGUUUGCACUCCUCAUUUUGGCCAUGGCCGGCCACUCAAAUGCCGCAUGGUGCGCUUGCAAAGGAUUGAGUGAUGCAGCUUUGCAAAAAACACUGGACUAUGCUUGUGGAGCCGGGGCGGAUUGCACCCCGGUCCAUACAAACGGACCUUGCUUUAACCCGAAUACCGUAAGAGCUCACUGCAAUUUUGCUGUCAACAGCUAUUUCCAGAGGAAGGGCCAAGCUGCCGGAUCAUGUGAUUUUUCUGGCACCGCCACUGUUACUGCAACUGACCCCAGCACAGCUGGCUGUGUUUAUCCUGCUACUGCAAGUGGCACCAUUCCUACGGGCUCCACCACACAAACACCAUCCACCACUACAACCAACACGGGCGGAUCUCCUUACGUGACAAAUCCGGGUGUAUUAGGAGGCGUCAACAAUGGUUUAGGCCCAUCGGGUGCUGGCAUGAACACAGAUAUAAGCCAUGGUGGGAUUUCACUGCAACAGGGCAACCUGCUUUACUUUAUGACCAUUACUAUUAUUAUUUCUUCACUUGCAUUAUUUUGA